UUUCGUUACUUUCCACCUCUGGCAUUCAGCCUUACUGUAUGUACUGUACAUGAAAGGAAAAGGCCACCAGUCAAUUUGGUCCAUGAAAACGAUGUGCUCUCUUCAGUGUUCCGUGGACACAAAGCAAACCAAUUUGUGUAUUCCGUGGACAAAAGGCGUUACGAUGUAACGUGGUUUCGUAAUGAAUAUAUGUAUUUCGUCACACAAAAGUCAUUCUGUCCACGAAAUAAGGCAUGUUUUGGCGCCCCUAAACUUCCUGUUUAGCUUUGGUAUUGGUGUGUGUGUGUGUGUGUGUGUGUAUUUAAGAGAUUGCAGAGACUGUUGCUAUCAGAGCACCUUGAAGAAUCCACACAUUGAAAGAAGUUCCUGUUGUGCCAUCAGUGCAGGGUAGGUUUUUCAACACAAGAAGUCUACCUGAGCUUUUCUCAGAAGAGCUUUAGACGCCUGUUCAGAAGGAAGUUCAUCUAGAGUUUAAUUCUCUGUUUAAGUCAUUCUUUUUAACAGAAUGGCCAAGCACAUAGAAGUUCUCUACACCGUGCUUGAGGUCCUGAUCGCUGUGGCAUGUUGCCUUGGUAACCUGCUGGUCAUCUGGGCAGUGUGGGCGUGUGGUGCCAUGCGGCGGCAGCCCACCUUCUGCUUCAUCGUCUCUCUGGCUGUUGCCGACUUCCUGGUGGGGGCUGUGGCGGUACCUAUGGCGGUUCUGGUGGACGGACGGGUCAGAACCUCCUUCUAUGGCUGUGUGACCCUGUGUUCUGUGGUGGUCAUUUUGCCCCUAGCCUCAAUUCAUUCACUGAUGGCCAUUGCUCUGGACAGGUUCCUACGUGUCUACAUCCCUCACCGAUACAAGGGAGUUGUGACACAAUUUCACUCCUGGUCUAUUGUGGGAGUUUGCUGGUUCUCUGCUGGUAUAUUGGGCUUCAUUCCUAUGUUUGGUUGGUAUCGCCAUGAUACUCUUGAAUACAUGGAAGCAUCCAACUCGACAACCAUCACUUGUACAUUUCUGGCGGUGAUUCCAAUGCCAUACAUAGUCAACUUUAUUUUUUUGACCUGCUUACUCCCACCUAUGCUGCUUAUGAUGGUGUUGUACUUCUAUAUAUUUAGAAGGAUCCACCAACAGUUGAGAGGCCAUGGACUGGGCGGCAGUGAGUCUCGGUCUCGUUCCUACUACCAGAAGGAACGGAAACUCACCCGGUCCCUCGCUGUCAUUCUGGCACUCUUUGCUGUUUCCUGGCUACCUCUGCAUUUCAUGAACAUCACCUCCUUCUACGGUACUCUAGUUCCUCACCAGGCCUUCUAUGUCGGCAUCCUCCUCUCUCAUGCAAACUCAGCUGUUAACCCAGUCGUGUAUGCUUGGAAGAUCCGCAAGAUCAAGUCUGCUUUUAAGAUGUUGUGGAGCAGAUACCUUCUAUGCAUGGAGUACCAAGAGACCCCAGGGGGCAGUCAGGUGACCAACAGCACCAGCACCACCAGGAAUUAGCAGCACAUCAAGGUCUAGUGGUCUGAAAUGCUGGCUAUAUUUGAUAUGAAGAGUUUGGUUCCAAAACCCUAUCUCUCCAUUUUUAAAAACAGUAAUUCAUGUUAUUUAAUUGUGUAUUUCAGGUAAUAUCAAUACAAUUGCAGUUGUGUGAUUGAGUAAAGAUAAAUAAAAUAAGAAUAACCUAACCCAAUUACAGUUCCACUGAAAAAAUCUGGAAUACAAAAUAAUAUAAUUAAAAAAAAAGGCAUUUAUGAAAAUGCAUUAAAAUGGAGGAUAUAGCGUUUUGGAAACAAACUCUUCAUAUGGACUUAUAUAUAUCAGAUUGCAUCAGAGACACACACUGACUAAUACAGUGUGAAAUGCUACAAUAGAUUUUAAUUCAAUACUGCUUAAAUACCAUACAGUCUCGUUCUAUAGAAUGCAUCUUUGUGAAAUAGCCUUGACUAGAGUUCAGGGUAAAUCAUCCACCUUGUGAUAAACUCUAUGCAGUUCCACCUCCCUGCCAACAGAGGUCAGCCUGUCAUAACUCUUAAGAUAAUUUUGUGGUGCCUGUAAUUUGUUAGCCCCCUCUUUUGGUGAACUGAAUAUUUAACAACCACACUUUCUGUCAACUAUGGGCAGCUGGCAGGAAACAGAGAGCCUGAUGAAAUCUACAGUUUGGGAUGACUAUCUGAAUAGCCCCAGAUGAACAUUAGUCAAAGUUGCCAGAAAUGUUUCUCAGUUUAUUGUGUGUCCUAAUGUAUGCUGCAUUUCAUAAGGUCAAAUAAUAUUUGAUGUGUUCUCAUACUUUUUGUAUUGGUACAUGUUUUACAGGAUGUAUGUAGGAUUAUAGUUUCAUAAUAAAACAUAAGUGUGUGAAAAGUA
Messenger RNA from Alosa sapidissima (American shad), 2341 nucleotides. Its product is annotated as adenosine receptor A1-like. The record is from RefSeq and is a predicted model, not a curated record. NCBI's taxonomy places the organism in Eukaryota, Metazoa, Chordata, Actinopteri, Clupeiformes, Clupeidae. Gene Ontology annotation, cellular component: membrane; dendrite; synapse. Gene Ontology annotation, molecular function: G protein-coupled adenosine receptor activity. The transcript has 2 exons. Gene Ontology annotation, biological process: G protein-coupled adenosine receptor signaling pathway. Bases 506 to 1477 code for a protein of 323 amino acids.